CCGCCCCCGUCCCGCACAAGGCAACCGGGGCCAGACGUCUGUCAGGUCGGGGGGACAAGGGCAAAGCGUUCGCGUGUAUGACCCAGCCACAAGUCGGACAAGCAUCACUUUGUUUUCAAUAACUUGUUUCGAAUUUCUUUUACUCCACUUGAAGUCAAGUUUCGAAGGCCCACCGAAAAGAUGAUGACCAUGACCCACAUGGAGAGCACGGUGCGUUACGACAACGGCUACGAGGAUGAGUACAUGCUCCAGGAGGACGAGUGGGACCGGGACAUGCUGCUCGACCCGGCCUGGGAGCAACAGCAGAGGAAAACCUUCACUGCCUGGUGUAACUCACACCUGAGGAAAGCUGGCACUCAAAUCGAAAACAUUGAAGAUGACCUGAGAAACGGACUGAAACUCAUGCUGCUUCUGGAAGUGAUCUCAGGUGAGAGGUUAUCUAAGCCGGACAGAGGGAAGAUGCGCUUUCACAAGAUUGCUAACGUCAACAAAGCACUGGAUUUCAUCACGAGCAAAGGGGUAAAACUGGUCUCCAUCGGAGCUGAAGAGAUUGUGGACGGGAAUGUGAAGAUGACGCUUGGAAUGAUCUGGACAAUAAUUCUCCGCUUUGCCAUUCAGGACAUUUCUGUUGAAGAAACAUCUGCCAAAGAGGGCCUCCUCUUGUGGUGUCAAAGAAAGACUGCCCCCUACAGGAAUGUCAAUGUUCAGAACUUCCAUGUGAGCUGGAAGGACGGCCUGGCCUUCUGCGCCCUGAUUCACAGACACAGACCCGACCUGCUCGACUACUCUAAACUCAGCAAGGAUGAUCCUCUGGGCAACCUGAACCUGGCUUUUGACAUAGCGGAGAAACACCUGGACAUUCCCAAAAUGCUUGAUGCCGAAGAUAUCAUCAACACCCCCAAGCCUGACGAGAGAGCCAUCAUGACGUAUGUGUCCUGCUUCUAUCAUGCUUUUGCUGGCGCCGAGCAGGCUGAAACGGCUGCCAACAGAAUCUGUAAAGUGUUGGGUGUAAACCAGGAGAACGAGAAGCUGAUGGAGGAGUACGAGAGGCUGGCCAGCCAGCUGCUGGAGUGGAUCCGCCGCACCACUCCCUGGCUGGAGAACCGGACCCCGGAGAAGACCAUGGCAGAGAUGCAGAGGAAGCUGGAGGACUUCCGGGACUACAGACGCCAGCACAAGCCUCCCAAGGUGCAGGAGAAGUGCCAGCUGGAAAUCAACUUCAACACCCUGCAGACCAAGUUGCGCAUCAGCAACCGGCCUGCUUUCAUGCCCUCCGAGGGCAAGCUGGUGUCUGAUAUUGCCGCAGCAUGGCAGGGCUUGGAGCAUGCGGAGAAAGGCUACGAGGAUUGGCUCCUCACGGAGAUUCGCAGGUUGGAGAGACUGGACCACCUGGCCGAAAAGUUUCGCCAAAAGGCCACCAAUCAUGAAAAUUGGGCCAGCGGCAAAGAAAUGUUACUCUCCCUGAAGGAUUACGAAACUGCCACCUUGACACAAAUCAAGGCGAUGCUUCGAAAACACGAGGCCUUUGAGAGCGACUUGGCAGCCCACCAAGACAGAGUGGAGCAGAUUGCCGCCAUUGCGCAGGAGCUCAAUGAGCUGGACUACCACGACGUGGCAGCUGUAAACCAGCGCUGCCAGAGCAUCUGCGACUUGUGGGACCGACUGGGAACCCUGACCCAGAAAAGGAGGGAAGCCUUGGAGCGCACAGAUAAGCUGCUGGAGACCAUCGACCAGCUGUUCCUGGAGUUUGCCAAACGCUCGGCUCCUUUCAACAACUGGAUGGAGGGAGCCAUGGAAGACCUGCAGGACAUGUUUAUGGUGCACACCGUAGACGAAGUCCAGAGUCUAAUUGCGGCUCACGAGCAGUUCAAAGCGACUCUCCCGGAGGCGGAUGCUGAGCGACAGGCCAUCCUGGGAAUCCACAAUGAGGUGCAGAAAAUCUCCCAGAGCUACGGGAUCAAGGCCAACAUCAUCAACCCUUACAGCGCCAUCACCACCGACGAGCUCCUUGUCAAAUGGGACAAGGUCAAGAAGUUGGUUCCGCAGCGAGACAGCGCCAUGCAGGAGGAGCUGGCACACCAGCAUGCCCAUGAAAGGUUGAGGCGCCAGUUUGCCGCACAGGCUAACUUAAUUGGACCCUGGAUCCAGGCCAGGAUGGAGGAGAUUGGACGCUGCUCCCUGGAGAUUGGCGGCACCCUGGAGGACCAGAUGACCCAAUUGAAGCAGUGCGAGCACGUCAUCGUCGCUUACAAGCCCAACGUGGACAAGCUGGAGGGAGAUCACCAGCUCAUCCAGGAGUCGCUGGUGUUUGACAACAAACACACCAACUACACCAUGGAGCACAUCCGCGUUGGCUGGGAGCUGCUCCUCACGACAGUCGCCCGCACCAUCAACGAGAUCGAAACCCAGAUCCUGACCCGCGACGCCAAGGGCAUCAGCCAGCAGCAGAUGAAUGAAUUCAGAUCAUCUUUCAACCACUUUGAUCGGAAGAAGAAUGGUGCCAUGGAGACGGAUGACUUCCGAGCCUGCCUCAUCUCGAUGGGCUACGAUCUGGGCGAGGUGGAGUUCGCCCGGAUCAUGAUCCUUGUCGACCCCAAUGGCACUGGAAUCGUCUCUUUCCAGUCUUUUAUUGACUUUAUGACCAGAGAAACUGCUGACACCGACACUGCCGAGCAGGUUGUAGCGUCCUUCCGGAUUUUGGCGGGCGACAAGCCGUACAUCCUGGUGGAGGAGCUGAGGAGAGAACUUCCUCCCGAGCAAGCCGAAUAUUGCAUCAUGAGGAUGCCGCCCUACAGAAUCCCAGGAGCGCCACCGGGGGCGCUGGACUACACCGCCUUCUCCACCGCCCUCUAUGGGGAGAGUGACCUCUAACCCCUCACAUGGCAGCCCCCGCCUGUUACCUAGAAAAUGCCUGCUUGAUACACAGAAAUAUUCAUACACAAAAUGAAAUGCAUUGUUUUAAUAAAGUGAGACCUUGCAGUUACUCUUUGGGAAUACCACAUCAAAAGGCAUUUCCAGAUGCUUUAAAGGAGACAUAUUAUGCAUUUUGAAAAACAUUUAAAAACACCCCAGUUUUAAUAACAUGUCUGUGACAUGCUUUCAUAAAUUUUUUUUUCGAGGGAUCAAGAAUUAUUGCACACUUAUUUCUCACCUUGUUGAAACAAGCCCAUUUUAAGGGGCCGGACCUGUGUCAUGCAAGUGACCGCCGUGACCCCGCCCCUUUUACUGCCGGGCCAAUGGCAACUCAGGCUUUUGGUUUCACAUUUGUGGGUGAAGAGUCCAGCGUGUAUAAUACACCACAGAACGCAUUCUGUCUUGUGGAAGAAAAUGUCAUACAUUUUAUGUAUGUGGCAGAACGCAACGCAGCUCUGCUUACCUUUUAGCCUCAACGUGAUAACAGGGGUUUAUGGGUGUGCCUGCUUGGUAGUAUCUCAGACAGUCAGUUUUCUGUAAUAUGUCCUCUUUAAGUUAAAUGGAAAAACAAGUGAAGACGUAUUCAAUAAAUUAAUUCCCAAAUUACACCCGAAAAAUAUAUUAUCCAAAUGGACGGCCUGGAAAAACACAUGAACGCGCAUGCAUGUUUCAACUUAUUUUUCAUUUUAGAUAUACACUCAUAAAGUCUACUUUGGACAACAACGACAACCGGCUGGAUUGGUCUCCUGUAACUUUUCAUUGUGCCUAUAAAACAAAUUGAAAUAAUUGUAUUCAGACAA
Messenger RNA from Hippocampus comes (tiger tail seahorse), 3713 nucleotides. It is a transcript of the gene actn2b, whose product is annotated as actinin, alpha 2b. The transcript is spliced from 21 exons. The coding region runs from base 181 to 2871 and encodes 896 amino acids. NCBI's taxonomy places the organism in Eukaryota, Metazoa, Chordata, Actinopteri, Syngnathiformes, Syngnathidae. Gene Ontology annotation, molecular function: calcium ion binding; protein binding. The record is from RefSeq and is a predicted model, not a curated record.